UCGAUGUAAAAGGAACGCCGCCAUUUUGACAUUUGUUUAGCUUUGUGUUCUGCAAUAUAAAAUUAACAUCAAAUUAAACCAAUUGUUAGCCGUAUGCUUUUGUUUCCGUCAUAUAAUUAUUUGUCUGGUUAGAGUGAAUAAAAUCAUACGCAUCGGUGAUUUAAAUUUCCCUUUCCCAGCGCAUAAAUCAAUACUGUGCUAGUGCCGCUUUUUUUUUAUUUUUGCGAUUACAAUAUCGCAAUAAUUCUGAACUUAUAGUGAUUUAAAACAUAGUUGUUGGUGUUUUUAUAUUAUUUAAUGCACUUGUGAAGUAAUAAAUUUCCUAAAGUUUAUAAAUAAUGUUGUGAAAAGUGAAAGAAAAAAGGGCGCGAAGCAUCGCGCGCCGAAGCGCUCGCACAGCCGAGACGAAAAUUAUUUUGUAGUUUCUUUUGGUUCGUGAUGUAUAAAUAUUUACGUUUAUAUCACAUAAAUAUUUUAAAGGACACUAUCUAACACUACAAAUCAUAUAAAUUGAAACCAUAUCAUUGCGAUGCGGUUAAGAAGUAAGAAGCGGGAGCAGCGGCUCUCAAAGCGAAUUUCACAAAAAGUAACGAAAGUAAAACAAAAAUCACUGAAUCAAACAUUCGUUAAGAAGAAGUGGAAAGAGAUAUUGAAUGAUGAUAACAUCCUAUCAUCAGAUUCCGUUAUACACUGCACUCGUUCGAAACGUAAUGCACUAGGAGUUAAAACACGUCCAGUCAGAACAAAAAUCGUCAAAAUGGAGAAACCAGUAGAGUCGAAAAAGAGGGAGGAGGUAAAGAAACCAGUGUUUCAAACUGUCGUCCGCAGUUCCAACAAGGACACAGUAUCAUCAACAACUGUUAAGCUUAAGGAAAAAGCCACAACAUCCAAAAAUAAGAUCAAAGAUGUUCGCACAACUCGCAGUGUUCAACUGCGGCAGAGUUCUUUAAACCGAGAACUGAGAAAGACUGAAUCCGUGUCGUCAGCUUUGAGUUCCCCGCGGAAAACUAGACGUAUGGAUAAAACGGAGAAAUCUGCGUCUUUAAACAGUUCCCCAAUUCGUAAAGUAAGACAGUUGGGUACACCAACACCACGGCUGAACAAAAUCGCCAUAAGUUCGACAAACGAGAGCCCUAAAAAGAAAAUAAAACCAAAAGCACCCAUAGUGCCAGAAGUUAGUUACUCUGAAGACAACGAUGUAACAAUGUACGAGCCUCACACCACAACAGUUGAUUUUCCCAAAGAAGAAUCUGAUACAGACACACAUGUUGAAUCAACGGAACUAUGCCUGCCUAACGAUUGCCUCAACGAUUUCAUGGCUUUGGACUGCGUUCAGUUGAUCAAUGGGGGUAUUUCCACAGAGGAAGAUAUUAACUUGCUAGCGGAUAAAGCAGCCAGGGUCAUGACAACGGAGAAGGAGGAUGUGCAACGGAAAGUGUCGACGGAUAAACGAUUAACGAAACGCAGGAAGUCGAGCAAUGAUUUAGAAAUGUAUCAGCCUACGUCAACGACUGAUGAUUUGGAUGUGUGUACUGACUUCUUGAGUACAGAUGAAAAAUAUGCUCAGCCUGACUUUGUGUCCCUCCUGGAACAAGAGACAUACGUCCACGACUCAGAGUGCGAGAUAUCGUCAACAUGUGACCAAGGAACGGCCAUCGAGAGUCUAGAAGCGUUAUCUGCUAGGAGCCCCAGUAGUGGCUUCCUCGCUGAGAUCAGUCAAAGUUUGGCUGCGGAGGCUGGUGGAUGGAGCGCUGACAUAGUAACAGAUGAAAAUUCAUUGACAUGUCACGAUGAAAUAACACCAGAUAUUGAGGAAGAAGCGGUGGACGUAAUAACAUCAUGCAGUACCAGAGUGGACGCAGAACAGAUUUCAUCAUGGGCCGAGGCGUUUGAUCCAUAUCUGUUUAUUAAACAGUUACCACCCCUAGAGAGCGUGGCUACAGGAGCUCUAAGAGCUAGAUAUCCAGCAUUACCUUUGAAGACUAGAACCAGCCCUGAUUUUAGCUUGGUUUUAGAUUUAGACGAGACACUAGUGCAUUGUUCGCUUCAAGAGUUGCCAGACGCAAGUUUCCAUUUCCCAGUACUGUUUCAAGAUUGUCGAUACACGGUAUUCGUCCGUACUCGGCCACACUUCGCCCAUUUCCUAUCACGUGUGUCCCGCCUCUACGAAGUGAUAUUAUUUACUGCGAGCAAGCGAGUGUAUGCAGAUCGGCUUCUAGAUCUUUUGGAUCCGAGACGUCGCUGGAUUAAGUACCGAUUGUUCCGUGAGCACUGUCUCCUCGUGAACGGCAACUAUGUGAAGGAUCUAUCGAUCCUCGGCCGUGAUCUACGCAAGACUGUCAUCGUUGAUAAUAGCCCGCAGGCAUUCGGCUAUCAACUUGAAAACGGCAUACCAAUAGACAGUUGGUUCGUGGAUAAGAGUGACAACGAGUUGCUCAAACUGAUCCCCUUCCUUGAACAUUUGGCUACUAAAGACGACGUACGGCCGUACAUACGGGAUAAAUACAAGCUCUUCAGUUAUUUACCUCCUGAUUAAAUAUAUAAUAGAUAUUCAUAUAUU
This is a messenger RNA of Colias croceus (clouded yellow), 2560 nucleotides long. RefSeq lists its product as uncharacterized. The transcript is spliced from 11 exons. Bases 530 to 2536 code for a protein of 668 amino acids. Lineage: Eukaryota; Metazoa; Arthropoda; Insecta; Lepidoptera; Pieridae. The record is from RefSeq and is a predicted model, not a curated record. Gene Ontology annotation, molecular function: phosphoprotein phosphatase activity.